This is a messenger RNA of Arabidopsis thaliana (thale cress), 1422 nucleotides long. RefSeq lists its product as hypothetical. The coding region runs from base 1 to 1422 and encodes 473 amino acids. The transcript has 3 exons. NCBI's taxonomy places the organism in Eukaryota, Viridiplantae, Streptophyta, Magnoliopsida, Brassicales, Brassicaceae. The record is from RefSeq and is marked reviewed.
AUGGCUCAGAGUUCUACGGAACCAAAGUUUAGUUUGAGACUUAUCAUUGAUGAAGAGAAAAACAAGGUUGUUUUGGCUGAGGCUGGAACAAUCGUCAGAUUGCUUGCAAAGCAUCGAAAGUCUGAUCCAGUUACUAUUGGAUGUCUUAGAAACCUUUAUACAAGUGUUGUGGACAUGGAACUUGAUGAUUUUGAGACUGAUGCUUGUAAGCAGAUGUUGCUUUAUCCCAAGAACAUUAGGGAGGCUCAAUACAGAAACUUUAAGCUCAACAUUGACACUAAUGAAAGCUUAAAGUGUUUUGGUUGCCGAUUUUUCUCAAUCUGCAGAAUGUGCAGUAAUUUCAACACGUCCCUAUGUAAAUGCGGAAAGCUGAUGAAUGAGGAGAUAAGUUUCUUAGAAUAUGAGGAAAAUGAUGUCGAAGGAGUAUUUAUGAGAGACAAGUCGUCAUUUAUCAUAACCGAUGACUUGAGACUCACGGAUGAUUCUACUAGUUCUCUCUUGCAAACACUCAAAGAUCUUGGUUGUGCUGAUGUUAGUAAGCUAAGAGAGCAGGUUCUUGAUAUCGGUCUCAAGGAGGUUAUGACUUUGAUGCAAUGUGUUUUCACCUCAAAUACACCUUUGACGGAUGCUUUCUUGAAGAAUCAAAGUUCAAACACGGUGAGGAAGAUUUAUAGAAAGCUGAGUGAUGAUAAAGGAGAUGAAGCAGAACCAGACAAAGUUAUAACUAUUGAUGCUAUAGUAAGGAAACAGGACAUGAAGAUUUUGUACGUUGAGUGCGGUGAAGACUUUGUUGAUCUUCUUUUCACUUUUCUCGCCAUUCCGUUGGAGUCUAUAUGGGAAAUCUCUGGUAACAGUAUUACAAUAGGUCGCAUUGGGAACUUGUUCAGAAGCUUCAAAGACUUGAGUGAUAAUGAAGUGUUAUCAGCAUCCAAAUGUAUGAUUCCGUAUUAUUAUAGGUGCCAGAAACAGUUGCUCAAAAUAAGAACUCCUACACCACGGGUUUACUUAGGACACUGUUAUUCCAAGACACUGUCUUAUUCUCAAAGCUUUUAUUUGACUACAAAACGUACUACAAAGCGCAUGACUUUUGUGGAUCCAAAAUCUGAUUGUUGUGGUCGGUCAAAAGAUGGUAAGGGGUUUGUGAAGAGAGGGACAAAGUUUAUUGUGUCAGAUGAUCUUAUUGUAACACCUAAGAUUUCUAGCUCAACAUUUUCCGUGUUGAAGAAGUUUCAGAUUCUCACAGAUGAUUUGGAGGUGCAAGCAAUUACCAUCAGCAAUGCAGAUGCUUUGAAUCUGUUGGGAGCUUCAUUGGUGACAUCCUCUGCUUUGAGCUCUGCUUUUGGGAAUUUGAUUGUGAAGAAACCGAAGGAAGAGAAUGUUUCAUGGAACCCGGUUUCAAAGAAACCAAAGGUUGAGACUUGA